Messenger RNA from Prorocentrum cordatum, 825 nucleotides. The record is from the annotation of a GenBank genome assembly. NCBI's taxonomy places the organism in Eukaryota, Dinophyceae, Prorocentrales, Prorocentraceae.
CGUCGUUUCGCCCCCCUUGCCCUUCACCCCGCGAAGCGCAUGCUUCUGUAUGACACCAUAGCUGGGCCGGGCAGGUGGGCCUGUACUGGGACCAAAUCAACAUGAAGUACAUGGUUACCACAGACGCCUAUGGCCACGUCUACGACCACGAGAAUCCUAUGCAGUUCCCCCGCGACGACUACGGGGCGGCCAUGUACCCGCUGACCUUCAGCUACCGCCCCCCGAGGUGCGAGGGCCUCGACGACUGGGCGCGGCGCCUCGGCGCCCAGGGCUCCGCGGCCGCGGGCCCUGCCGAUGGCGAGCCGCCGCAGCCCGGCGCCGGCGAGCCGUCGCAGUCCGGCGCCGCGCCUGGCAGCUCCCCGACGGGACCUGCCGCUGGCGAGCCGCCGCCGCCCGGCGCCCGAGGAAGACCAAGCGGCACAGGCAGAAGGCUUUUCGGAGGUCCGCGCGGACUGCUCGGGGGUGCGCUGGCCCCUCCCCCCCCCCCCUGGCGGCGCGCCCCGCACGCCGGGGAGGGCCUCGUGGCUGGACAGGACCCCCAGCAGUGCCACGUCGCUGAGUGAAUCGCUCGUUUUCGGUCCUCGAGAGGGCGCCGGGGCCGUCAUUCUCCAGGCUUGCGCCCGCCAGGGUUGGGCCCCAGGUCGUUUUCACGAAGCCACGUGUUGCUAGAGGGAGGUCUGUCCAUCCCCGGGAGGGGGGCUCGGCGCAGACCCUUAGAAAUCCGCGCACAGCUCCGAGCGCUUCUGUCAGGGCGCGAGCUGGACGGUGCUUUGGCGAUUCCGUGGGCCGUUUUCGUUUCGACCUCGUUUGGUGGCAGGGCGGAAG